GACAUUUCCGAAAGGAAAUUUCCGAAUCCGGAUUGUUUUCUUCUUGUGCUUAGAUGAGUAAAGUGAAAAUUCUUGUGGUGCUAAACUUUUUCGAUUUCACUUGAAUUUUCCCAUUGAAUUUCCAACAUUUGUGCUAUGCCAACACAUCCCUAGACUCCCUCUGGAUACUUUAGAAGUGAAAUAUUGCAACAUUAUUUGUGGAUUUUCAUGUAAAAUCACAUUAAAAAGUGAGACAAAGAAAUAAAAACGUGACCAACACUGGGAAAUUAAGUCUGUCGUCAACUGGCCAGGAGAGGAAGUUAUACCAGCAAAAUGAAUGUGUUAGUACGAAGAGGAAAUUUUAUAAAUUGCCGCAAUCUAAGGUACACCGGCGGCAGUGAGGGUGGAAGUCGCUUAACACACAAUGGGACUACACUCACGAGGAGGCUAAGUCGACUAGAUGGUGCACAACUCAAUCUUCCAGCUUACCAUUGGCGACACUACAGUGCAAAUGCCUUAGGAGCUGUCACGACAGUACCACGAGACAUCCAUCGUCCACCGGUGAGAUCGUUGUCGGUGUCUGCACGACGUCUCGAGCAACCCUCGUCGAAGGUUGAGGAGACAGUAAAGAGUAUAAAGCAGGAGAAUGAGGUGAAGGCAAAAGCCACAGAAGCUGAAGCAGCAACAGUGGCUGAACGUGGCUUGGCACCUGUUCCAGAGAAGGCGGUGGUUAAGAAGAGCAUAGGGCAACGGGUAUGGGCGGAAAUUCUUCACUAUUAUCACGGAUUUCGAUUGUUGGGCAUUGAUAUGCGCGUAAGCUGCAAAUUGCUGUGGAAAAUUCUCAAUGGGGAAAAACUCACACGGAGAGAGUAUCAACUACUAAUACGAACAACGUCCGACCUUUUCCGCCUUGUACCUUUUUCCGUAUUCAUCAUUGUUCCCUUUAUGGAGCUCCUGCUGCCGGUUUUCAUUAAAUUCUUUCCGGGUAUGCUACCGUCGACAUUUCAAACGGCUAAGGAUCGGGAUGAUAAGCUAAAGCAGAACUUGAAGGUGAAAUUGGAAAUGGCAAAGUUCCUCCAAAGGACACUCGAUGAGAUGUCGGUGCAACAUAAAGAGCACAGAAGCGAGGCGGCCAAGGAUUUCAGUAUGUUUGUCGCAAAGACAAGGGAAGCAGGAGAACCACCAGCCCCGGAGGAAAUUAUGAAAUUCUCCAAACUCUUUGCCGAUGAAAUCACACUGGAUUCUCUGAGUCGGCAGCAACUGAUGGCCAUCUGUCGAGUGCUGGAGGUGGGAACAAUAGGUACGAAUGCCUUCUUGCGCUUCCAAUUGCGCAUGAAGCUACGAACAUUGGCAGUGGAUGAUCGUAUGAUACAGAAGGAGGGUGUGGAUGCACUCAAUUAUGCCGAACUCCAAGCAGCAUGUCGAUCGCGUGGCAUGCGAGCGUAUGGGAUGUCAGAGGAACGGCUGAAGCAGCAACUUGUGGAGUGGAUUGAUUUGAGUCUCAAUGAGAAGGUACCACCAUCACUGCUGCUCCUAUCACGCGCCAUGAUGCUACCAGAACACAUUCCGACCAGUGAUAAGUUGAAGGCAACAAUCUCAGUGCUUCCGGAGCAGGUGGUGGCGCAGACGAAGGCUGCCAUUGGUGAGCGUGAGGGUAAGAUUGAUAAUCGUACAAAAUUGGAGAUUAUCAAGGAGGAAGUGCGAAAGAUCAAGGAGGAGAAGGAUGAAGAAACCGAGACAGCAGCUCAGGUGGAAGCAAGCAAGAAGGAUGCCGAAGAGCUCAUUGACAAAGCCCAAACAAUUAUUCUCGAGAGUGCAAUGGCUGUGGAUAAAGAGGUGGCAACUGUGUUGGAUAAGGCAGCUGAAAAGCCCGCGGAGAUUUCAUCAAAAGAUCUCGAAGUACUCACAGAUGCUCUUGGUGAGAUUUCCAAAGAUAAGAAGGUACUCCUUGUGGAGAAGGAGCAAAUUAAGGAUCUCAAGGAGGAGAUUGCUGACUAUGCGGAAGAUGUUAAGGAACUCAACGCGGUGGUUAAGCCAACUGAUAAAAUUCACGAAUCAACAGCAGCUAAGCUCCUUCAUAAGCGUGUGAAUAAGAUGAUUGGAAAGUUGGAUAAGGUACUUGAGGAUUUGGAGAAGAAGGAACAAAAGCUCAAGUCUGACAUUGAGCACAUUGCGUCGUCUGAGGAGGAAUUGGCGCAAAAGGAGAAGGAACAGCAGAAGGAGAAGGAGGAACAGCUGGUGUAUGUGGAUGAGCUCAUGUUGGCCAUCAAGAAGAUCCAAAAGGUCGAUGAUGAUUCGAAAAUUCAUCAAAUUUAUGGGAUUCUCGGGAAAUUGGAUGACGAUCGGGAUGGAAGACUCAAAGUCGAUGACGUCCUCAAGGUGAUGGAGAUGAUUGCAAAGGACAAUGUUAAAUUGAGCGAAAAACAAUUUGAUGAAUUGCUUGAAUUGAUUGCCAAGGAAGAGAUUCUCGGCAAUGAAGAUAAAAUUGAGAAGGAGAUGAACAAACAACUAGCUGCGGCUAAAGAGGAGGCAGCAACUGCCCUUCCACCACCAGCUGCUGCGGAAAAGGUUGAUGCGAUGCAGAAGAAGCUCAUUGUUGAUCCAGAUACGGUGACAGAAGCUGUGGAACGACAAAAGGAGAAAAUUCUACCCAGCAAUGGGAUUCCACCGAUUCCACCACCACUACCAAGUGCGUCCGGGGAAAAGACGAAAAAUAGCAAAACAUUGUGACCUCAUGGUUCGGAAGGGAAGGAAUAGAGAGAAGUAAGUUUCGGAUUUUCAAAGAAAACAACAAAAACAACUAUUUCUCUCUACACUAAGAUGCCCCUCCCCCUCCUCACGGCCCCUUCUCCCUCAAUGAUGUACGUACAACACGCAAUUGUGGUAAAAAAUAGUGCAAGAAAAGAAAAAUUUUAAAUAAUUCAGUAAAUUUAUGUGUUUGAGAUCUCCUAUUUUCCUUCUCAAGCAUUUUUAUGGUCCUCCUCCCAACUUCAAGGCAAAUACCCAUUCUACCCACUAAAAUUUCUCUCUUCUCAACCCAAUGAAAUAAUUGCUAUUCCCCAACAUCCUCUGUAAAUAAAUGGAACAAUAUUUAAUUACUCCCCGCGGCUCUCACAGACUUCUCGUACGUUACGCUUCUCCUGAAGGAAGGAAAUUUGUGAAGUUUGAAGAAGCCAUGAGCUUCUCUUUCCUGCAGUUUCAAUCCCAUUUGUAAAUUCCCAACAAGUGAAAAUUUAUUUUACUACUUAAAUACGAGAAUGAUGUUUGUGUAUAUUAGGUCAAUAAAAACGAUGAUGAAGGUGGACAACAAAAAA
This is a messenger RNA of Lutzomyia longipalpis, 3293 nucleotides long. It is a transcript of the gene Letm1, whose product is annotated as mitochondrial proton/calcium exchanger protein. Gene Ontology annotation, cellular component: mitochondrial inner membrane. NCBI's taxonomy places the organism in Eukaryota, Metazoa, Arthropoda, Insecta, Diptera, Psychodidae. The record is from RefSeq and is a predicted model, not a curated record. Gene Ontology annotation, biological process: intracellular monoatomic cation homeostasis. The transcript is spliced from 4 exons. Gene Ontology annotation, molecular function: ribosome binding. The coding region runs from base 313 to 2709 and encodes 798 amino acids.